This is a messenger RNA of Cucurbita maxima (winter squash), 2819 nucleotides long. RefSeq lists its product as uncharacterized. The record is from RefSeq and is a predicted model, not a curated record. The coding region runs from base 148 to 2100 and encodes 650 amino acids. The transcript has a single exon. NCBI's taxonomy places the organism in Eukaryota, Viridiplantae, Streptophyta, Magnoliopsida, Cucurbitales, Cucurbitaceae.
AAUCAGAACAGCAAAGGGGAAAGGAAGAGAUGAGAGAGAAACACAGAUAGAACAGAAGAAAGAAAAGACAGUGUGAGGAGAGAGAAAGCUACACAAAAAUGUCAGACGAAGCUUAGAGAGAAACCAUUGCAGAAGAAUCGUUCUUCCAUGGAAAGACCCAUUUCCGUUUCUUCCCAGAUGAAUCCGAGCAAAAUUGAAGAGGAUCUCUUCCAUCACCACCGUCUACACGAUGAUCUGAACCCACUUGCGAACCAGAUCAUUGAAUCUCAGCCAUCCAUUUCGAAUUCGCAUCACGGUGAGCCGACGUUCUCCUUGCCGGAAAUCGUGCUCUUCCGGUCGCCGUCUCCGUCGUCUCCAAGCCACUCGUCAUCUGAAGAUUCGCCGACUCACUCCACUUGGCUGAGUCAACUCGCUCCGAACCCUACAUCGACUUCUCAAAAUAUUCACGAACCACCUCUCUAUAUCUCGCCGGAGCCUCACAUAUCGUCUCAGUUUUACACGUUUAAUCCAGAAUCGCACUCGCUGAUGAUCCGUUGCAUUCUCGAGAACCGCCUCGCGACGCCGAGUGAAAUACGCCUCGCCACGUCGCGCUCCGUUCUCAAGUCGUGGCGGACGGUGUGGAAGGACCGGAACGAGGACACCGCGUAUCUUACGGCGUGGAAGAGAAUCCAGGACAAACUCACGGCGACGGUCGACGAAAAUGGUAACGAAUUUCUCUGUUUCAAGAACAAUACUCAGCAAUUCGUUUCACAUAUUAGUCAAUGGCAGGACAUUGUUACGAGUUUUCAUGGAGAUACGGAUUUGAAACAUUUAGGGUUGAAGGAAACCAUAGAGAGAAUUAAGCAGGUUUGGACUGUAGGUGCUAAAUUUUAUGGGAUUCCUGAGAGUUACAUUAGGGUUUGUGUUGCUGCUUGCCAUGUUUGUAAUUCAGCCUCCUCGGCGUCAGGUUCGAGGAGUAAGCGUCGGAAGUUUGAGUAUACGGAUACUCUGGAGGUGCCUGCAAAGGAAGUGCCUUCCAAGCUUCAGCAAUUGGCUGCUAAACAUAAGGUGGUGCUUUGCAUUAGGCAGAAGUAUAUUAGGUAUAAGCCUUUCAUGGCGGAGGUUAAGGACUAUGCUUGUCAUAGGGCAGGGGAGCCUGCUACAAAGAAGGCAAAGGUUUUGAAAAGAGAGCCAUAUGCAUCAAAGAGAUGCGGGUGUGGAUUCCGAAUUCGGGCCAUUGUACCUAUUACCAAUUACAAUGACAAGGACAAGACCUUUGUGUAUCUGGAUGAGGGUAUGGCGGUGUUUAAGUUGUAUGCUGUGCAUUCGGGGCAUGAACCCGGGCCACUGGAUGGAAAUGCGAGAAUUAUGCAUCGCGUGAUCGGACACAAAGGUGGCCUGUUAAUGGAUCGUGAUACAGUGUAUGGGGUGACUGAUGAAAUGGAAAAUGAAGGAUUUAGAUUGAUGGGGAAGGAUGAGGGAGAUUUGCAGCUUUCAAUCUUUCAGCAGGUGCAUGAGGUGAGAAAUGAGCUUGACUUGUUAGAAGGGAAACUUAUGAAGGUCCCACACGAGCUAUUGGGUUCAGUGUCUCGUGAUUUGUUUGAUGUUUUAAAUAAACUUAGGAGUAUAAGGGAAGAGAAAUUGGAGCCAAUCGAGUUGCUUGCAGAUAAGCCUCAUUCAGACGAUGUGUUAGAUGGGGAGAAUGAUUUGGCACAUUGGAGCAAUCACCAUCACGAACGCUUAUAUGGGGAUGGCAAAGAUGGUGAAUUGAUCGAGGACAACGUAGACAGUUUUGGCCACUCCCUGCGGGACGUUGUUCCUUGGGAGGACCAUAUGAGGACCGACUGUAGAAAUCCGAAAGAACUGACAAGCGACCCUUGCAAACCUGAAAGAUGGUUUAAAUGCACUGACUUUAACGAUAAAAACAUUCUCGGCUGUGAGGAUACAAAACUCAUCAAACCCAUGAGACACGACGAGAGCAUGGUGGCAGAUGUAGGUCUUGUCGGUAUUCAUGUUGACGGAUUUUACCCUGAGAACCCUAAAUGGUAUGAUUCUCCUUGUGAUCUAGACUCUAAUGCAGAUUGUGGAGAUAGUGGAUUUAAGCCCGGGGAAAUCGUUUAAGCUCUCGAAGAGCCCCGUGACCUUCUCUAGUAUAGUCAUGAGCUUAUGGUUCUCUCACUUGCACAUUCCCUCUGCUGGAAUCGGGACGGGGGACUGUAAAUUAUGUAUACAGGAGAUCGAAGCCUCAAGUGAGCAUUCUGGCAUCCUUGUUCAAUGUAUUUUUGUAAAGUUUGGCUAACUGAUUACUCUACACAGACUCUACUCAACAGUAUUUGUUACCCCUGGUCUGGGCCUUCAAAUUUUUUUGAUACCACUGACCAUUUCUAUCCAAUCUCGUUCCGUUACUUAUUCGGAUACGUGGUGAUAUUUUUAUUUCUUUUUUUCUCUUUUAGCUCUUUUCGAUAUGCUUUGUCACACAUUGCUUUGUGCAUUUCUGCACUUUCUGCUCUCUAUAUUCCAGUGUUCGAUAACUCAAGACAUUCGAUUCUCUUAUGUAUACUUCAUGGUGGGCUGGUUUUAGAUGCAGGAUGUAUAGGCUGCUAUCUGUACAAAUCUCUGGUCUCUCCCCUCCACUAGAAGAAUGAGUGGGAGAGAGCUCUGUGAUGUGUUGACAUUUUAUUUAAAUGUUCUUCAGAAUUAUCAAUAUUUUGUUUAUGUUAAAGAUGUAAAGAGGAUUCUUAUGCAUCCCAUUGAAUCUGUAAUCAUCGAUGACUAUAUGCUUGAAUUUAGCUUUUACAUCAAAUCUUGGCUGUUCGAGUUAUGAGGUCAGCUGUUCUGAA